AUGAAGGAUGGUCGCGGUGGUGUCGCACCACGCAUGGCCCGAUCAACAAGCCGAAGCUCCGGGGGCGAGCGGGAGGCGCGCGAAGCGGCAGAGGCGCGUGAGUUGUCUCUGGAGGAGGUCCUGCGCUCUUACGAGCAGCCGCUGAAUGAAGAGCAGGCCUGGGCCGUGUGCUACCAGUGCUGCCGCGGGGAGCGCGCGCACACAGUCCGGUACCAGUACCGCCACCGCGCCAAGGGGCCCGACUCCAUCUUACUGCACAGGGAUGGUACCGUCACUCUGCGGCCCGACACGCGCACCUGCACCGCUGAUGGAGAAGCUUUACCUGUCCCACCUGUCCAGGAGAGCCAGUUGGUACAGUCUAUGGGUGUGGCCAUCUACGGGGCUCUGGACUGGGGAUUGGCUGACAGUGAGGAGCGUGACCUGAGUCCGCAGCUGGAGCAGCUGAUCGAGUGCAUGGUGGCGCAGGAGGACGACGAGUCCGCAGAGUGUCUCAGCAGCACCACCAAGGAUGAAGGCUACAGCGGCCCAGAGGAUGAAGAUGAAGAGGAGGAGGAAGAGGAGGUGGGAAGCGUGCAUGCGGUGCGCACUCUCCGGCAGGUGAUGAUACUGUGUGCCAGGAGGCUGGCAAACCCCGCGGUGGCUCCUGAACACUACCAGGCCGUGUGUAGAGCGCUGUUCCUCGAGACUCUGGAGCUUCAGACCUUCCUGUGCAGGAUCAGAGAUGCCAAGGAGAUGUUGAGGAGGAUCAGGACGGAGGAGUCCCAGCAGGAGCGCUGUGCUGCUGAACUGGACAAUCUCAAACACACGGACUGGGCUCGGUUGUGGGUGCAGUUGAUGAGGGAACUCAGGCAGGGUGUGAAGCUGAAGAAGGUGGAGCAGCAGCCAUUCGAUCCUCUGCCCACUGAGUUCAGCCUCACACCAUUCGAGAUGCUCAUGCAGGACAUCCGGUCUCGCAGAUACACGCUGCGCAAAGUGAUGGUGGAUGGAGACAUUCCCUCUCGAGUCAAACAGAACGCUCACGAACUCAUCCUGGACUUCAUCAGAUCCAGACCUCCACUCAAACCUGUGUCAGAGCGCAGUCUCCCCCCUCGGCCGCAGGAGCAGCAGUCUCUUCACGAUCGUGUGUUAGCCGAAAUCCGUCAGGAACACAAACUGCGGCCGGUGGAGAGGCGGAGCUCCAAGAGACCGUUUGGUUCUCUCCCCUGUCUGGCUCACUCCUGUCACUGUGACCUCAAAUCCACUUCCUGUAUUGACCUGUCGGUCACAGGAGGUGGGCUUCGCCCGCUGCCUCGACCUCGUGUGCUGCUGAAAGCCCCCACACUUGCAGAGAUGGAGGAGAUGAACAUGUUUGAGGAUGAGGACUCUCCUGAUGGUGCUGAGUGUGUGGAGAGUAUGAUGAAGCGUGAUCGUUCAUUCUCUGAGCACGACCUCGCCGAGCUGCUGCAGAGCGAGGCAGACCAGAUGAGCGCCUCAGUGUGUGUGCGUGGAGAGAGACCACGCUCAUACACACACACUGGAACCACACACACACGCCCACACCGCGCUUCGCUCCCUGUGAUUGGCUGGUCUCCUGCAUCUCCUGCUUGUCGCUCUCUCAGUGAGGUGGAGGAAGUCAGUGAAGCAUCGGCACCAUCCAAAAGCCUCAGUGCUAACCAGUGGAUGGAGGAGUUCAGCCACCCGGUGGAGAGUUUGGCAUUAACCCUUGAAGAGGUCAUUAGCGUGCGCCGUGUACUGGUGAAGGCUGAGAUGGAGAAGUUCCUCCAAUGUAAAGAGCUUUAUAACAACCUGCGGAAGGGCAAGGUGUGCUGCUGCUGUAGGGUGAAGUUCCCCCUGUUUUCUUGGCCUUCUACAUGUCUGCUGUGUAAAAGGUCGGUGUGUGGCUCAUGCAGUGCAAAGAUGAAAAUGCCGUCUAAGAAGCUAGCUCACAUCCCUGUUUACGCCGUGGGCUUCCACAGCAGCCCGAGGAGCCACAGUCAGCGCAGUGACGUCUACAAGUCUCUGCGCUCAUUGUCUCGCCGUGCCGUGGAAGAUGAGUUUCCGUACCUCUACGUUGCAGGCUGCAGUCUGAGAGACGUUUGUGCCGAAUGCACCAAGUUUGUCGCCGAUGUCGUUUCAUCCAGCCGCCGCAGCCUCGACAUCAUCAACAACACACCUAAAAGAGAGAAGCUGCGCCCGCGCCCCGCCUCUCAUUACAUGCCCCCAAGAGGUGGUGUACACUAAGGUUAUGAUUGACUGAGGAAGUGAUCAGUGUUGCUUCACUGCUGGGCUGCUCCUUUUUAGACACGCCUCCUGAAUCGUUAGCCCUGCCUUGGAGUCAAGUCAUUGAUUUGGACAACUGUAUUCCUGCCUUCGCACAGUGACCUUUGACCCUUGUGACACUAUGACGUGAUGUCUGAGUUGCGGUUCUGAAUGCUUGGUGCUGUUUUGCUGAGCAGAUCCUUUAGACACACCCUGUCAUGCCGCAGGCUGCAGUCCCCGCCCUCUGAGUCUAUGAUCAUUGUAGCACUAGAAUAUAGUGUCUGUGCUCCAGGACCCUUCAGCUUUGUUGAGCAGAACUAUUAUAUGUAUAGAUGAACGGAGAACCCCGGGUGCAGUCCCCACCUCCUGACCCGAGGUUAGGAUAUACAGUCUGUCUAGAUGAGGAACAUGGACCUCCAUGUUUCUGCUGUUUGGCUCCUUUAUAGCCCAUCUUACUCCCUAGCCCCGCCCCUUUCGCAACCUGCUAUUUGUUAGUAUUGCUCUGCCCACACAAGAACUUGCACCACCAUAUUCUUGCCUCAGCUUUAGGCCAUGAUAGAGAUGGACAUGAAAGAGUGAUGGUUGGAAUUCUCCCUUGGACAGGCCCAUUUAAGCCACAUCCUUGAUGUGAUAUUUAUUAUUAUAAACAUCAGCAUUUUCCUGCCUGGCCUAUUGAGGACACACUCUAAAUGAGAAACAAAACAGGAAGUGGAAAAACAAGUUUAUUGCCUUGAUUGUAGCUCGAAUGUAGUGUUCACUUCACUGAUCAGUCGGACACGCCCUUCCCAGCACCUCCCUCCUUAGCAGAUACGGCCACAAGCCAAAUUAUAUGCUGAAGGGCACGAUGAAGUGUGCUAUAGAGUGUACUAAAAUGCUUGAAGCUGCUCUGUAGCGCAGGACUGAUGUUCUGAAAUCACCCGAAUGCCGUUUAAUCCGUUUAUUCUCUUUUAUUCUGCUGAAGUGCAAUCAGAAAAAAAAAUCCUGCACGGAACCUGAAACUACUGCAGUAUGUUAAUGAAAUCUUCCAAACUCUGACUGGAGUUUAUUGCACUAUGUAGUGACUGAAUGUAUCAGGGACUGAAGCCUGUUUAAGAAUGUUAGAGAGACUGUACAGCCUGAAAUACUGUAACACCUUCAUGAUGUCACCUCCAACCCUCAUCCACCCACUUCAACACCACACCCAGCACCACUCCUCCACCCACACCAACACCACACCCAGCACCACUCCUCCACCCACACCAACACCACACCCAACACCACUCCUCCACCCACUCCAACACCACACCCAGCACCACUCCUCCACCCACACCAACACUACACCCAACACCACUCCUCCACCCACACCAACACCACACCCAACACCACUCCUCCACCCACCCCAAAACCACACCCAACACCACUCCUCCACCCACCCCAACAUCACAACUCCACCCACCCCAACACCACUCCUCCACACUACCCCAACACUACACCCAACACCACUCCCCCACACCACCCCAACACUACACCCAACACCUCACUCAGCACCACCCGAACACAGCAUUCUCCAUAUUAGAGCCAUAGAUAGAGCCUUGAUGACAUCCAUACUGUAAAAUGAAAAAUUGCCCAUAGAUGUAAUGUGUUCAGAAAUAAUAAUUAUUUGUUUGUGUUGGAACAUUCAAGUCUAAGAACACUGUUGCUAGGCAACUGGAAAAAAACAGACACUAAAACCAAUCUAGCUAAUGAUUGAGGCAAAAGAUUUGGAAAGCUAUCAACAUACUGAGUGUCAAGACCAAUGACUGGAUAUAUGUUUGGAUAAUAUGGCAACAUUUACUUCCACUUAAUGGAAGUCUCCAUCCUGCAAGAACUGGAACCAGACCACGUGCAGUAGAUACCGACGGACAAGCAGUGGGUUUUCCUCUCACCCACACGUUAGCGAUACGCAUGCCCACGAUUCAGCUGAGCCUCUACUUGUUAGCUAGUGGACAUUAGUUUAUUUAAAUGUAAGUGUAAAUGGCUAAUGUGAAGUACUGACUAGAAAAAACAGCAGUCAACAUUUACAUUUAACACAAACUAUUUUUAAGAAAACAAAUGGCUGCUCAUCAUGAUUUUCCUCUAGCGUUACACCCGCAGUAAGGUAACCAUCUGAAUGGAGACCUUUCUGCUACACUUGUUCGGUUGGUGCAGUUUGUUUAAAAAGGAGAGACUUAUUAACCUUACAAAUAUAUUUCGAGUGUUCCCUUCAAGAUUAUAUAAGAUCAUACAUUCAUUAGUAAAUUAAUGUGAAACUUAGCUAAUGUUAAGUUAGGAGUUAAACUUGUACUUCAACCAGGCCUUAGAACGCCACAGAGAUGACAUUGCUUCACCUCUGAAUCCCUGUCGCAACGUCACUCAUAUAUACAGUCAUUGGUUAGGACUGGAAGGCCACAGGAAUGAUGAGAACGACACAGAACCAUAGGGAACGUCAACAUUUACCUCAGACGUGUUGAUAAAUUCCUAAGAAAAUGCUCAGUGCAGCUAAUUAUGUAAUAACUGUAAUUAUGCUUAGCAUCGACUGCUAACCCAAGCUUUGCCAUAACUGUCACAACUUACACAGAGAUUCACUGACACUAGCUUAACCUGUUCUACUGUCGCACAAAGAAUCAUUAGCAUUUGUUUUAAAAUGACUAGCUUGUUUAGCUAGCUGGCUAAAGUUAGCAGGAGAAUCAUGAGCUAGGUUAGCUAGCCAACUUUUUCUGCACAUUUUAGCUAGCCGUGUAUUAGAUUAGACUGUUCACUAGAUUAGAUGCGUUGAUGAAUUAACCAUCGAGUCACCGACUAAAGUGUCGAAUUCAGCUGAACAAUGACAUCUUUGAUUAGCCUGUUAGCUUUAAAUGUGUUGUUUUAAAAACAAUUUGCCAGUCACAGGACCCAGAUGGUUUUUAUUUAAAAUUUUAUAAACAAAUAAUAAAAAAACAUUUAAAUUCAGAUGUUGUUUCUCCACAGAAACUGAGAAUUGGUGGUAUUUGCUACGUUUUGGAAUUAGUGUGAGUCUGUGGAGAUUCUGUAGUGUGCACUCUGUCUACUAUCUUGGGCCCUAAUAAGGAGAUACUAUAUGCCUAAAACACACACAUACACACACACACACACACACACACACAGCUGCAGCUGAAAUCUCCACUCAUGGUCUGAUGUCUUUCGCUUUUUUUUUUUUUUUUUGUAAAUGCUGCAU
Molecule: messenger RNA, 5428 nt
Organism: Hemibagrus wyckioides
Lineage: Eukaryota; Metazoa; Chordata; Actinopteri; Siluriformes; Bagridae
Gene: spire2
Product: spire-type actin nucleation factor 2
Exons: 15
Coding region: 1-2220 (739 amino acids)
Biological process (GO): cleavage furrow formation; actin filament network formation; actin nucleation
Cellular component (GO): cytoplasmic vesicle membrane; cell cortex
Molecular function (GO): actin binding
Source: RefSeq, a predicted model, not a curated record